Molecule: messenger RNA, 1730 nt
Organism: Archocentrus centrarchus (flier cichlid)
Lineage: Eukaryota; Metazoa; Chordata; Actinopteri; Cichliformes; Cichlidae
Product: zinc finger protein 26-like
Exons: 2
Coding region: 90-1094 (334 amino acids)
Biological process (GO): regulation of transcription by RNA polymerase II
Molecular function (GO): RNA polymerase II cis-regulatory region sequence-specific DNA binding; DNA-binding transcription factor activity, RNA polymerase II-specific
Source: RefSeq, a predicted model, not a curated record
AAUAGCGUUAGCUUUGAAGGUGUACGAGUGAGCAGGAAGUGGGUUGUGUUGCGGUCUGUAAGCGGAAUCUCUGAACUGUUGGAGUAACAAUGCCUUCAGUUCAGUAUCUGAGAGAGUUUAUCAAUGAGCGACUAACUGCUGCUGCUGAAGAAAUAUUCACUGAGUUUGAAAAAACAAUCGUCCAUUACGAGGAAGAGAUCGACCGUCAGCGCAGACUACUGGAUAUCACUUGGAAACCCGAAAUAAAGCUGCGCAGGACAGCCCUCCCACAGCAACGUGUCUGUAAGGAGGAGGAGGUUUUCACUGGGCAGCAGUUGUGUAACCAGGAGGGGAGCUCCAGUCUGGAUCAAGGAGAACCAAAACUUCCACAGAUUAAAGAGGAAGAGCAGGAACUAUGCAGCAGUCAGGAAAGAGAGCAGCUUGUACUGAAGGAGGAGACUGAUCUCUUUAUGGUGACUUCUGCUUAUGAGGAAAGUGACUACAGUGAACUAGAACCAGACAGGGAGCAGCGCCUCUCUCACAGCUCUGCUGUAGCUGAGAGUCAAAAUCAGGAAGGAGGCAGGAGUGCAGAUUCAGGAUCAACUAGAAAAAAUAACGGAAGUCACAGCAACAAUUCAGAAUUUCCUCCCAUGUUAGAGAGUCAGUGUAACUUUGACACAGGUAAAAAGUUUUUAAAAUGUGAUGUUUGUGGAAAAGCCUUUAAGGAUAAUUAUGAAAUGAAAAGACAUUACAGAAUCCACACAGGUGAGAAACCGUAUUCUUGUGAAACAUGUGGGAAAUGUUUUACUCAGAGGAGUACUUUGACUGUCCACAUGAGAAUCCACACCAGUGAGAAGCCAUAUCCAUGUAAAACAUGCGGAAAAAUGUUUGCACGUAGUAGUCGUUUGUUGGAACACAUAAGAACGCACACAGGUGAGAAACCAUAUCCUUGUAAAAUGUGCGGGAAAAUGUUCACACGUAGUAGUUAUUUGUUGGUGCACAUAAGAACUCACACAGGUGAGAAGCCAUACCAUUGCAAAACAUGCGGGGAAAUGUUCACAUAUAGUAGUCAGCUGUUGCGCCACAUGAAAACUCACACAAGUGAGACAUCUUAAGGUACAUUCGAAUUGGAGCCGCACUGAUUGACAUUUUCUUGGCCAAUUCAGAUUUUUCCCUGUGAACCUUGAUGAUGGAUUUUCUUUCUAAGAACUAUGACUGAGAGCAUAUGCAAACAAAAAUCACUUUCCUUCAAUGCGUAAUAUUAUUUUUAGAAUACAAGGAGAAAACAACUGAAAAUAAAGUGUUCUGCUACCGGAUAGAUAUACAUAUAAUUAUCUGACAAUAAAUUUCUCUACACCUACUGUUACCCAGUGAUGUCAGUAACAAAUUACUUAGUAACGUGUUACUCUAAUGUGACUAUUUUUUUUGGUAACAAGUAAUCUAACGUGCUACUAUUUGCAGUCCAGUAAUCAGAUUAAAGUUACUUAUCCAAGUCACUGUGCGUUACUAUUUUUGUCAUUUUCCUUAGUAAAAAAGAUUUAUUUUUGCAUCUUGCAUCUCAGGGAGUGACGUCUGGCCGAUGCGACAAUUAAGUCCCGUUUUCAGCAUGACGACAAUAAUGGCACACAGCGACAUAAAUGUAAACAAUGGAGGGAGGAGAGAGAUGAGCGUUUUCUAGCUGGAAAUACAGGCACUAUUGUGAGUCUGUGUCAGCUAAAGAGGACAAUAUCAAGGUUAGUUCUGCACUCUGU